Molecule: messenger RNA, 765 nt
Organism: Stylonychia lemnae
Lineage: Eukaryota; Ciliophora; Spirotrichea; Sporadotrichida; Oxytrichidae
Source: the annotation of a GenBank genome assembly
AUGGACGGCCAAAGCUCAAAGCAUGGUUUCAUAAAAUCAAUGAAAGAUUAAGAUAUAUAUCUAGAACCAGUAGCCGAACAUAAAUAUACCAUAAUUUGGAUGCAUGGACUAGGAGACUCUGCAAAUGGAUUUUUAAGUUUCUUCUACUCUGCUAAUCCAGUAGUCCCUAACAAUGUAAAUUUUCUAAUUAUAUUACUUUUAGUCUAGAACACUAAAGUAAUUCUCUUAAAUGCUCCUUUUGCUCCUGUAACUAUAAACGGUGGAGAGAAAAUGAAUUCUUGGUAUGAUAUUUUAAGUUUAGGAAAAGAUAAAAGAGUUGAUGAAAAUACAAUCCAGAAAAGCACUACAAGAGUUCUUAGAGUAUUAAAGGAAGAAGUCAAGAAGCUAAAUGAAGAUCCUUCUAAGGUAUUUAUAGGUGGAUUUUCAUAAGGCUGUUGUAUGGCUUUGAAUGUUGCCUUAUCUUAUGAGAAUAUUAUUGGUGGAGUUGUUGGCUUGAGUGGUUUGGUAUUUCAACAUAUGCUAGAUAUUAUUGAGAAUGACAAUGAAAACACUUUCUUAGAUAAGAAAAAGAAUCUUAAGAUAUUUGCAUAUCAUGGAAAAGAUGAUCAAGUCAUAUAAGAAGGCAAUGCUUUAAAAACAUAUGAAAGAUUGAGAAAUUCAGGAUUUGAAAAGUUAACCUAUAUUGCUGAAGAAUUUUUAGAACACUCAGUUAGUCCAACAGAAGUGAAUAAAAUUAAAGAAUUCCUAUCAUAAGUCAUGGUUUGA